AUGGUCCGUCGUUGUAUAUUGUGUUGUAGUGCAUCAAAUACACACAAAGACCUCAGUUUCCAUCAGUUUCCAAAGAAUGAAAUUAUACGAUCAAUUUGGAUUGACUCUUUAAGUAUAAAAGAAGUUGUUAAAGACUCGCAUCGAAUUUGUAGUACACACUUUUCUCCAGACCAUUAUACUUUUAAAAAUGAACGGAAGAUUUUAAAACUAGGCGCCAUUCCAAAAAAGAAAGAAAUGAAAGACGAAGUCGGAAGUUGUGGAACUUCCUUAGAACAUGACGCAAAUUUAAUGAGUAACAGUUUAAUUGAAGUUGAUUGUUGUCCUGAUAUUGACAUUUCAAAUGAAUCUGCACCAAGUACAAGUAAAAGUUUAAUUGAAGUUGAUUGUUGUCCUGAUAUUGACAUUUUCAAUGAAUCUGCACCAAGUACAAGUAAAAGGAAAGAAGUGAAAGACGAAGUCGGAAGUUGUGAAACUUCCUUAGACCAUGACGUGAAUUUAAUGUGUAACAGUUUAAUUGAAGUUGAUUGUUGUCCUGAUAUUGACAUUUCAAAUGAAUCUGCACCAAGUACAAGUGAAAGGUUAAAAAGUCUAUCAAAAAACACAAAGAAAACCUAUAAGGUUGUAAAUAGUGAGGAAGUAACGUCACCAAUAAAAUCGAAUAAAUGUAAACGACAGACUUCGGAUAAAGAAGACUCAAUAAACGAAACCCCUCAAUCAGUGGACAAGGACGUGGAGACAUAUGUUAGUAAUAAUUAUGUCAGCGAAGACGGCGGUAAGAAAUUAGAAGUUUUUGAUUCUCUGGACGAUCACACUUCGGAAUAUCGCACUAUGACCGACACAGGUAUGAUGUGCUACAUGCCUACAUAUGAUAGCAAGGACAACAAAUACAUAAAAUGUGGUUCUUCAUUGCAGACUCGUAUGCAAUAUGAUUUUAUAUAA
Messenger RNA from Macrosiphum euphorbiae (potato aphid), 939 nucleotides. Lineage: Eukaryota; Metazoa; Arthropoda; Insecta; Hemiptera; Aphididae. The record is from the annotation of a GenBank genome assembly.